AUUGCCACCGAUGGCUGAUCAAGACGCAAAACAGAAUAAGCCACUUUUACCAGGCCAACCAUCAAAAGGAGAAAAUACACUCCGACCAGUUGGCCGCUUUGGUAAUAUAAAUCUUGACGAUGAGCUAGACGAAGCGAAGGCAGGAGAGUCAUUAUCAUCGAUCCAUUAUACUAACGAAAAUGAGAACAAUACUGAAGGUAUGAUAAGGCGCCUAAUGGAGAAAAAGAAGCAGGACGAGGGGAACCUGGAUCUGGGGCUUGAUCGAUAUGAGCCGCUUUGGGAGGCUAUAUCCCUUGAAGAUUGGAAAGAAGUUAAAAAGCAACUGGAUAGCAACCCGCUUGCUCUUACAUCUCCAAUAACAGCGCUUUACGAGACGGUUUUGCACAUUUUGGUGAAUUCGAAGGAAGCCCUUUGGCUUGUUGAGGAAAUCAUAGACCAAAUUGACUCGGAUUCGCUUGGAAAAACUGACCAUCAACAUGACACACCUCUAAGCAUCGCGGCCUAUGUGGGGAACGCUGAAGCUGCGAUGAUGAUGGCACGCAAGAGCCCAGAAUUGCUGACAAAGAUUAACCACAGUAAUGAUUCUCCGUUUCACGCUGCCGCCAGGUUCGGGCACGAGGAAACUUUUAGCCGUCUUUUAACAGUAGCUCAAACAACUCAAAUGGAUGAUCAGAGCUUCUUUUCCGGAGAUAAUGGUGCUACGAUGGUUCAAUAUCUCAUAUCUUCUAAUCUCUAUGGUUUAGCCCUUGAUCUGCUAAAGCGCUAUCCAAAAUUAGGUCGUGAAAAUCUCAGGCAAAGGAGAAGAAUUCUGAAAGAAUUGGCUAAAAAGCCUCUCGGAUUUGAAAGUGGAUGUAAGUUUGGAUUUUGGGAACGCUUGAUCUAUAAAGGCAUUUCGGUGACAAAGGAAGUUACUGUUCCUUCCAUUCAGGCCGAAAAUGAUGAUUGCUUGCAAAUUAAUAUUGUUGAUAGAGAUAAUAAAGUGAAUCCUACCAACAGUGAUGGGGAGCCUAAGAUGAGCUCAAUAGAUUUCUUCGCAUAUUGUAGACAACAAGCCUAUUCCAUAAUGGGUUUAAUGUUUCCAAGCGUCAAACGCAUUUAUCGAACUAAGUUGAUGAAUGAGCAAGCUCGUCAACUCGUCAAAUCAAUGUGCGCCGGAGUCGUCUGGACUUUCCCCGAAGCCUCAUAUACAUUAAAAUUGCCAGUUUUAAAAGCUGCAAGUUUGGGGAUUCAAGAGAUUGUUCAAGAGAUUUUAAAAGUAUACAAAGCUUCAACAAUGUUCUAUGAUGAUAACAACUAUAAUAUCUUUCAGCUUGCAGUUUUACAUCGCCGAGAGAAGGUUUUCAAUUUGGUCUACAAAAUGGGUCUAUCUCAAAAAUGGGUAGCCAGUUAUCCAUGCAAGGACAAUGAAAACAUACUGCAUUUGGCUGGGAGGUGUGCAUCUUCAAGGCAUAUUAACGGUGCAGCUGUGCAAAUGCAGUGGGAGAUGCAAUGGUUCACGGCAGUGGAAAAAUUUGUCCAUCCAUUACUGCUGGAAGAACGAAACACUGAGAAGAAAACUCCAAGAGAAGUGUUUGAUGAUGAACAUAAGAACUUGGUGAAGGAGGGGGAGAAAUGGAUGAGAGACACUGCUACAUCAUGUAUGGUUGUGGAUGCACUAAUCAUUGCUAUGGUGUUUGCAGCAAUAAUCGCUGUGCCAGGAAACAAUGAGAAAGGAAUACCAAACUUUAGGCAUGAAACACUUUUCGAAGUGUUUGUCAUAGCAGAUGCAGCUGCACUUUUUUCUUCUUCUGCUUCAUUGUUGUUAUUCGUGCGAAUCUUGACUUCCCGCUACGCAGAGGAAGAUUUUAUUAAGGCCUUGCCGAAGAGUUUACUUUUGGGUCUUAUCACCUUAAUUUUUUCCAUAGCAACCAUGCUGGUAGCCUCUAGCUCAGCCUUGAUUAUGCUCAUAGAUGCAGUCCCUGGUCCAAAGGUGAUGCCUAGGAAGUCGACCGUCAUUCCGGUGGCCAUAUUGGUUGCUUUUCCAAUUAUCUUCUUUAUAUGGUCACAGUCUCAUCUCCUCAUUGACGUGCUUCUAUCCACUUAUUGCCCCACUAUUCUUUGCUACUAAGUGACAAGUAUUCUCUUUCUGUUUUACUUCUUGUGCACUCGAAUGUUGAACCUCAAUAAAAGCAUAGAUUGCCUUAUUUUGAAAUCCAAAAUA
Theobroma cacao (cacao) is the source of this 2200-nucleotide messenger RNA. RefSeq lists its product as uncharacterized. NCBI's taxonomy places the organism in Eukaryota, Viridiplantae, Streptophyta, Magnoliopsida, Malvales, Malvaceae. The record is from RefSeq and is a predicted model, not a curated record. Gene Ontology annotation, cellular component: membrane.